Lasiodiplodia theobromae is the source of this 789-nucleotide messenger RNA. Its product is annotated as MFS transporter. The coding region runs from base 1 to 789 and encodes 262 amino acids. NCBI's taxonomy places the organism in Eukaryota, Fungi, Ascomycota, Dothideomycetes, Botryosphaeriales, Botryosphaeriaceae. The transcript is spliced from 2 exons. The record is from RefSeq and is a predicted model, not a curated record.
AUGGCAUCCGCCCCAAUGCCGCGCGCUCUCGUGCGCCUCUCCUCCGCACACUAUCUCCGCACAUCCGGCGCCCUCUUCUCCCUCCGAUCCACCCCGGCACAGCUCCUCUUCCGCCGCAACUACGCCGCCGCCAAAAACGAUGACUCUAAGCCGCGCGUGCUCGAGAAGCCGGACAAGUUCCGACCGCCGUCGCAUCCGGCGAGGAUACCCUCGAGCCGAAAGAGGCCGCAGUACACAUACGGCCCGCGCCUGACGGACGAGGAGCUGGCGACGCAGAAGCGCAAGCAAUAUCCGAACAUGAUGCCGCCCGAGGGCAGCUUCAUGCAUUGGUUCCUGACGAACCGAAUGCUGCAUGUGUAUAUCUCGCUGGGCGUCCUCUUCUCCCUCGCCUUCUACGUCUUCCUCAUGAACUUCCUUACCUCCACCCCCUACCGCGACCUCCUGCCCGAGCGCUCCGAGCUGCUCACCCACCCGCUGCGCUCGCUGCACCAGUUCGGCCAGGUCUACAAGAUGCACGCCGAGCAUGUGUCGCAGGAGACGGCCGAGAAGCGCAAGCGCAAGGUCGAGGACGUCGACAAGCGCGCCGAGUUCCGCCGCGCCCACGGCAUCGACGAGGAGAAUACGAGCCUGCUGCGCGGCUGGCUGGGCGAGCCCCACGAGAAGAAGACCGAGGUUGUCGAGCCCGAGGUGCAGGAUGCCCAGAGCCCCGUUGCGAAGGAGGAGCAGUUCAGGGAUUUUGAGGGCAAGCAGCAGCGCAGGCCGGUGAAGAAGUGGCUGGGCAUUUGGUGA